UGCUAGACCAGCCACCUGUGCACGAAGAAAAGGAAAGAGGAUGGAUCAAAAGAGAGAGAUGGAACAUGUGAGAGUCAUAACCUCUUAUCAUCUCUCUCUCUCUCUCUCUCUCUCUCUCUUAAUGUACCCCUCCCCCCUCUAUAUACAAACACUCCAAGCUCUUUUUUUUUAAAACACAGUGGAUCAAAACAUACUUUAGUGGAGAACCGAUAUGAACACCAUGAAGGUUUUCAUCCCUUUUUUUCCAGAUCCCUUCCAACAAACUCAAACCCCAAAUUCACCAACACAAACCCUUAUUAGAAUUAAAACACGAUUCUGAAUCCAAACACGAAAUCAUCAAAACACAUAAGCUAAACAUCAAAUCGUAAACCCUAGCCCCCAUAAUCCCUACCCCAAUCCAUUAAAAUCUUUAGUUUACAUCAUAAUUCAUAUAAAUUGGUAAGGGGAAUCAUAAAUUAUGCAUAAAAACAACAGAUGAACAACAAAAUAAAGCAAGAAACAAGCUCCGGUAGUGGCCUCUACCUCCAACACAACGGUUUCUGACAAGCUAACAACUCAGGUACAUUUAGUCGCUUACAGUUCUUUAAGAACUUGCUUGCUGCUGCUUGGUUUUUAAACCACUUGAGGGGCAUUUUGAUUGAGAUCCUGGUUGAGAGACUUUCUGCUCAGAUAUGAGGACCGGUUUGAAGCAUGAUGUGGCCUAUAGUUUCUUCGACCCAGAGAUUGGUGUGCUGAAGGAGAUGAUAGCAUUGAUUACACCCGACCAUGUGGGGAUGUUCAUAGAGUCAUACGAUAGUAUCCUGAAGAUGGUUUUCAGACUCACUGACAGUGACAGGAGCGCCAUUCAUACUCUUCUCCAGUUCUAUGAUCCGGGGCUGAGAUGUUUUGUAUUUCCAGAUUAUUUGUUGGGGCCUCUGAUGGAGGACUAUGCUAGCAUUCUGGGUAUGCAGAUCCGUGAUCAGAUGCCUUUCCAUGUCACUAGGGUGGAGCCUGACGUCCUUGGGAUUUCUCGUGCUCUUUAUUUGAGUCCGGAAAUGGUCAAGGAAGGAUUGAAGGAAAAGGGGAAGUUACCUGGAAUUCAUUUGAGUUUCUUGGAGGAUAAUGCCAAGGAGCAUGCUGCUAUGGGUAAUUGGAAGACGGUUUGCGCUCUGAUUGCUGCGAGCAUUUAUGGGAUUAUCUUAUUUCCUAAUCAGAAGAAUUUUGUGGACCAUAAUGCUAUCAGAUUGUUCAUACAGAGGAACCCUAUUCCUACUCUGAUCGGAGAUGUCUACUACUCGGUUCAUAACAGGAACGAGAAGCGGCGUGGGGGUUUGAUCAGGUGCUGUGCUCAGUUACUCUUCAGGUGGUUUGUGGGGUAUUUGCCUUCCGGAGGUGCUUUUGCUCAUCUUGAUCCUUCGGUCAAGUGGUCCUUCAGGUUGAUGGGUUUGCGGGCUGAUGAUAUUGCAUGGACUCAUAAUGGUUUGGCAGGACGGGAUUUUAUAUACAGUUGUGGGAGUUUACCUAAUGUGCCUCUUGUGGGAGUUCAGGGUUGCAUCAAUUACAACCCGGUGCUUCUCAGGAGACAGAUGGGGUUUGCUGUAGAGGGUCCUCCUCUCAGUCGAGAGAUUCAGGAAUCCUUUUACUUCCCAAUUGAAGGCAAUCAGGCCAAGCUGAGGCAGGUAUUGGAUGAGUGGCGUGAUGUUCAGAGGAAGGGCAAAGUUCCAUUUGGCAAAGUUAACUGUCGGUAUUUUCCACUAUUCGAGGAUUGGUUGCGGAAGAGAAUUGAGAUUACACAUCUACCAUUUCCAGGAGGUGAUCCUUGGCGUCCUAUGAUUGAGGGUCCAAGUUCUUCUGUCAGUAUGGAAGAAUUCCUCGAGAUGAAGAGAGCCAGAGAUCAGUUGCUUGCGGAGAAAGCGGAAUUGGAGAUGACUGUUGCUCGGGUUCAGAUAGCCAACCAGGAGAUCAAAGUGAAGAUGGAAGAUCAAGACAAGCGACAUGCCAUGGAAGCAAAGCGUUUUGAGAUAGACACUGCCUACUAUGGGAAAGUUAACCAAGCCUUAGCGUCAUCUACCAGAGAGCACGACAUCACUAAGGAGAAGCUAGCCAGAGCUGCAAAGGUUAUUGAGGAUCAGAAGAGGAGGCAGAUUCUCGUGAAGGAUCAGAGAGACGACAGAGUCAGAGUUCUCAUUGCUGAGUGGGAGGCCAAGCUGAAGGUUAAGGAAGCGGAGAAAGCGAAGAUUAUCGCCGAGAAAGAUCACUGUAUAGCUGAGAGGGAUCAUUACAUUGCUGAGAGAGAUCACUACUUCAGGCAGAUGAAGAUUCACCAGAAAGAAGUGGGGAGAUUACAGCAGGAGAAUACAGAGCUCAGGUUCGCCGCAGAGUUCGUGAGGAUGGAAGCUGAGAUAGGGCCAUCUGUGGGACCCUCAUCAGGCUGAUCUUUCAUUUGUGUUGGAUUACCGUCAGGCUUGUUGACGGAACUUAUUUUGUUUGUAUUUCUUUCUCGAUUCUGGAGAUUUUUAUCUGGUUUGAUGUAUGACUAUGGCACUGUUUGUGCGCUUUUUGUUAUGUGAUGGU
This is a messenger RNA of Lathyrus oleraceus (garden pea), 2553 nucleotides long. RefSeq lists its product as uncharacterized. The record is from RefSeq and is a predicted model, not a curated record. The transcript has 3 exons. Bases 672 to 2414 code for a protein of 580 amino acids. NCBI's taxonomy places the organism in Eukaryota, Viridiplantae, Streptophyta, Magnoliopsida, Fabales, Fabaceae.